AUGAGGAUGCUGAAUAUCCUUGAAAUAAUAUCUUUUCUAUUCAUCCACGUUCUGUUGACUUGUUCACGCAUCGGAGCUACUUCAGGAAAUGGUUCUCCUCCACAAAUUCUACUCUCUCCUGAAGAUACCUUCCCUGUAGAAGGAAAUCUAGAAUUCUCCUGCAAAGGAACUGGCUUUCCCGAACCACGUAUCUCUUGGUUUGAUGCAAAUACGCUAAAACCUAUUGAUGGGACCGCCUCUAACAUACAUAUCAAUCAGUAUCUUGGUCGACUGACUAUUGCUGAUCCUGAAGUAAAACGAACAUACUCCGUAUAUUGCAAUAUUUCAAACACGGUUAGCUGGGUUGCUAGUCCAGUGGUACAUGGUGGAUUGGCGUAUCUCGAACAUGACUUUCCGCGAUUUCCCAUUGAUAGGACAGCAGAAGAAGGAGAUAUUGUUCUGAUAGAAUGCCAACCACCUAGAGGAAAUCCACCCCCAACAACUGAAUGGCUUCUUAACAAUGCCCAACUUCCACCGGGUUGGGGUUCGAUAAGUCCCGAAGGAGACCUACAUAUUCGAGAAGCAAAGCCCCAACACACUGGAACAUAUGCUUGCAGAGCAAAGAAUGUCGCUGGAGAACGAAUAUCACCUUCUGCAAUUUUACAUGUUAAACGAAAGGCUGUUAGAUUUCUUCAGAAACCUAGGGAUAAUAAAGCCAUUGUUGGUUCAUCAGCCACUUUUCAUUGUCAAGUUUCCGAUUCACAGCCUGUUUCUUGGAGGCGUGAUAAUGGUGAGCAGCUCUUCGCUGGACAACGAAUUCAACUGUCCCUUAACUCCAUGACAAUCCGAAAUAUUCAGCUCUCGGAUGCUGGGAAGUAUAUCUGUGUUAGUGCUGAUGGUUCAAGUACUGCUGAAGCAAGGCUUUCCGUGUCUGCUAUUCCAAAACCUGUUUUUACCCAUUUCCCUACUGAUCAAAAUGUUACUGAGGGUGAUUCGGUAGUUUUCCAUUGUCGCACCUCGGGCCCUCACAAAUUCUCAUCCUACUGGGACCUACCUAAUCAAAUGGCUGUCUUUCCAAAUGAUCAAAUUGAAGGUAUCUUUGUGAGUGAACAAGGUGAUCUACAUAUUCGUGGUGUACGCCUAGAAGAUAGUGGUAUCUAUCAGUGCACAGUUGAUUCUGAUGUCGGCCCUGUAACUCGCAAAGCCGUUUUGAGAGUAUUUCCUCGAUUGGCAUCCAAGGAUGCAACUCCACUUCCUCCUAUUAUCAAUCUGCCACCAGCUAAUCAAACCCGAUUGAUUGGGGAUACUGUGAUACUUGCCUGUGAAGUUGGAAUUACUCGCGAACCAGAAACAGACUUUGACAUAACAGAGAGGGAUUUUGAAUCUAGACAGUCAAACAUAUUCUGGGUCAGGGGUACAAGAUCAACUGGAGGUCUUCAGGAGAGAAUUGAAUUCAUCCACCGAGAUCGUGAUCCGAGAUUCUCACUCCUUCCAGGUGGAGGGUUGAAGAUUGAAUCUGUUAUGGUGGAAGAUACUGGAAAUUACACCUGUCUCUUCCAGACAAACAACGGUCCCUACAUGCAAUCGAACUGGACGUCGUCCUUGCUGAUUCUACCUAAGGAUAGCCAGCCAUCAUUAUUGACAGAACCGACUGAUCCGCUUUCACCCCCGGAAAAUCUCAGAGUUCAGAAUCAGACAGCAAAGUCUGUUACCUUAAUGUGGAAUCCACCAAAUGUCCAUGAUACUAACCAGGUUUCUUACUGGAUUGAAAUGUUCCAUACCGCUGAAGCGGAUCUUGGUUGGCAAGUAUUGCAGGAAUCAUGGCCAAGAAAUGCCAUCAGAUUGGAGCCUCUUCAGCCGAACUCCGCUUACUACUUUUUGAUUCGACCGAGGUGGAUCGACGGUAGAGUUGGAUGGGCUAGUGCACCCCUGGGACCUAUACAAAUGCAGUACGGAGUUGACCGGCAGUCAACAGGAGUGCCUGGUGUAAUCAAACUGGAAAGAAUGCUACCACAAGUAAUCUCAUCAACAUCAGCACGAGUGAUUUGGAGUUUGGAGAAUCCAGUAGAUGCUAUACCUGCGGUUCGAGGAUUUUCUGUACGCUACAAAGAAGCGCCUCUUACUGCAUGCAUCUCCGCUAGACUUCACGAUGCCACCUUUUGUAGCCUUCGAUCUGGAGAUUCAAUAAAGAUGCGCCUACACACAUACCAACAAAAGCUCAACAUUGCUUCAUUGAAAGCCACCCAGGGGGUUUCACUUGUUCCACAUCAAGAACCAGAGAUGUUUGUUGAUGUUCCUAUAAAUCAAGCUCAUGAUUUCGGUUCCUCUUGGUCUACAACUAUCACACAUUUAAAACCAUUUCGAUGCUAUUCUCUCCUUAUUCAGCCCAAUACUGUCUACCCAAGACAGAGUAGUAAUGAAAGUGCUCUCUUUUUGACUCAAGAAGAUGUACCCUCCUCACCCCCACAAAUAAUUGGAGUUAAGAAGAUGUCCAACCAUAGUGUGGAAAUCUCUUGGACCGUUCCCCCUACAGAUUCAUGGAAUGGACUUCUAACAGGUUUUGUUGUUUAUGUUCUUAAUGCGGCUCAGAAUGAUAAGAGAGAGUUGAAGUUCAGUUAUGGAGAUACAACUGGCGUUGUAAGUGGUUUGAAGACCGGAGAGAUCUAUCAUCUUCAAAUGGCAGCUGUGAAUUGUAGGGGUAGUAGUUCCAAAAGCAUUCCGAUCAACUUUUCUGUUUCUGAAGGGGGAAUAAUAAAUGAAAGCUCACCUGCUGAUGGUAAUAAUGGAGGCAUUCAUCUUCAACCGUGGGUCAUCGGAAUUUUAGUUGGUGCGCUAGUGAUCUGGCUGCUGUUGAUGUUCUUUGGUGUUCUUUUCUGCCUACGACAGAGAACUCAAACUAAACAGCGUUAUCUGCCACCCGUAGGAGGAGGUUUUAGUGAAGAUUUGGCUCGAAAAUGCAGCGGAAUGAAUUCGAAAGGGGCUUACAAUCUUCUGCCGAUUAACAAACCACAUUCGAACUCUGGCGGAGCUAGUGAAAUGGAAUGUCCUCAAGGAAGUGACUCGGCCCCGAAAGCGCUUACUUCUUCUACUCAGCAAAAUACUACUACUACGAUUGCGAGCACUAAUAGCUCUUCUACUGGCGGAAGCUGUAAUCCUACAACGAAUCAUUUUCAGCAAUCUUACGAAGAAGGAAUUCCAAAUCAGCACUCAGAUUUCUCCCCCUCUACAAACUUUUCUUACAUGCCAAACCAGCACAUGGAGUACCAGUUAGUUGACUAUCGUCAAGCUGAAGCUUCAAAUAGCAGUGUAUUCUCUGCAUCACUGAUUGAAAACAGUCCAAAAACCUCUACUGGGCUGCCGUUAGUUGCACCUGUGGCACGACUGGGCUGUCAGAAUGGAAAUAUUUCAAUGGACAAUAUGAGCUCUAGUGUCACGCCUUAUGCCACUGCGUCUUUAAUCAACGCUGAAGUUCAGAAGGCGAACGCAAUUUCUCAUGGAAGUCGAACUCCCUCUGAUAUGUCAUCGAACACAGGCGGAUCCGGACAUCUGCCUAUGUUGAACAUGCAUAGCCCACACAGAUAUUCAGCUCGUCCGCAGCAAUACAUCUCACGCUCAAGUUCUGGAACAACUACAGGAGCGGAAGAUGACUACCUUUCCCACCAGCAUAACCAACAGCAUGUUUCCAGGAGGAAAACCAUUCCUAGAAAUAUACCUUCCAACUCACAGAUCCCUCCUACCUUCGCCGAAUAUGAGCUGUGCAUCCCUGCCUCUACAUCACCUCUGCCGCCACCACCUCCACCAAUGCAUCAAAACCAAAUGUCAGUUCAGGCUCCUACUAAUGGUGGCAUGCAUACUACGUGUUUUGAACCGUGA
This is a messenger RNA of Rodentolepis nana, 3852 nucleotides long. The record is from the annotation of a GenBank genome assembly. Lineage: Eukaryota; Metazoa; Platyhelminthes; Cestoda; Cyclophyllidea; Hymenolepididae.